Molecule: messenger RNA, 603 nt
Organism: Arachis stenosperma
Lineage: Eukaryota; Viridiplantae; Streptophyta; Magnoliopsida; Fabales; Fabaceae
Exons: 2
Coding region: 1-603 (200 amino acids)
Source: RefSeq, a predicted model, not a curated record
AUGCAUGGAUUCUACGGUGCUGAUAGUUUUGUGGAGCUAGGUGAAUGUUGGGUAGAAAUGAUUAAAUACGUGGCUAAUGAACCAUCCAUUGGACUUUUUUUUAUCCAACAACAUACUCAAACAGAUGUGCCCAAUAUUAUUAAACUUCGAAACAAUGUUAUUGUGAAGUCUCGUGAAACAAGUUUACACACACAAGAUUUAGAAGAUUCGAUCGUAAUGGUUAGAUCGAUGAAGGAGUGUGGAUUUUCUAUAGUUGAUGAGAUGAUUGGAGACAUUAAAAAAUCUCUAAUAACUAUGGGAACAAAACAACCAAAAAAGGGGUUGAUUCAUCCUGCAACAAAUAUUGAUAGAACUAGUUUUGCGGGCAUUACAUCUUCGCAGGGUAUGAAAACUGAAGAGUUCAACUUGUCAAACUUGAUUAAAGAUGAACCUCAAUUUCAAUCUCAACCUCAACACAAUGAUGUUAGGGAUCUUGAGAAGUUAUUAGUCUCAGAAAAGUAUGAUGACUUCAAAGCUAAUAUAGAAGCUAAACUUGAGGAGUGGCUAAAAGGAACUAACAGCCAUUAUGACAAUUGUCAAACAGUUCACGAUAAAAAGCUUUAG